Molecule: messenger RNA, 1272 nt
Organism: Haliotis rufescens (red abalone)
Lineage: Eukaryota; Metazoa; Mollusca; Gastropoda; Lepetellida; Haliotidae
Product: procathepsin L-like
Exons: 5
Coding region: 310-1248 (312 amino acids)
Cellular component (GO): lysosome
Molecular function (GO): cysteine-type endopeptidase activity
Source: RefSeq, a predicted model, not a curated record
CUCGGGUCCCGGAGUCACGUACAGUGACAUACCCAGCACGUUGUCAUUCUGCUCGUACCAGUCCCUGUACCUUACACCUGUUGUUCCACGCGCCAGAGACGUACCAACAUCCUAGACGAAAAAACCCAGCAACGCGCGCCUUUAAGAGUCCUUCCCCAUUCGUUAGCACUGUGAAACGCAAUCUCCGUUAAUCUUCAUUCGGUGACAUUUGUGAUAGUUAAAUCACGUGUGUGGUUAGUCAUUGCGCAACGCCAGUGUUACAUUUAUUGUUAUAAGUCAGCGUCUUACUCCACGUGCUGUCGACUUACAAUGAAGCUGUUGGUGUUGUGGCUCAGUUUUGCCGUUCUGAGUUCCUCCCUCGGCAUCAACCCAGCCACCGAGGAGGAGGAGUGGCAGGAGUGGAAGGCCAGGUAUGGGAAGAGCUACCCCACGGAUGAGGAGGAUGAAGACAGGAGGAACGUGUGGCUGGAGAACUACGACUACGUGAACGCCCACAACGACCGCAACGACGCCACCUUCAAACUGGAACUCAACAAAUUUGCCGACGAGCUCUCCGCAGCCGCCAUUGACCCAGAGCACGAGGGAGCCGUUCACGAGGAGAUUUUAGUGAAGGAUAUGUCCGCCCCCAAACAAUUCGACUGGAGGAAGAAGGGUGUGGUUGGUGCUGUCAAAAACCAGGGGGAGAUGGGAUAUGUGGAGGCGUAUGUGGCUGCAGAGUGUGUGGAGAGCCUGCACGCAAUCCAGACGGGCAAGCUGUUUGACCUCAGUGCCGCGGAGGUUGCGGCUUGCUGUCAGGCAUCGCUACAGCUCCCCAUCGACGAAGACGUGUUUGGCUGCAUCCACAAAAUCGGGGGCCUCUGCACAGACGCUUCAUACAAGCCUACAUCAAAAUGUUCCAAUACGUCAUGCGAACCUGUGGCCCAAACACAGGGCACUAAGUUUGUCCCGGCUAACAACGAGGGGGCCCUUCUAGAGGCCCUCCUGACCGUCCCGGUGUUUGUGACGAUCAACGCCAGCCCACAGUCCUUCCUGUUGUACAAAUCUGGAGUGUACUCGGACCCACAAUGCACCGGUCGCUUCCUGGACCACGUGUUGCAGCUGGUGGGGUACGGCACUGAUGAGGAGGGUAACCCCUACUGGAUCUGCAGGAAUAGCUGGGGUGAGGCCUGGGGGAUGGGAGGCUAUGUCAACAUCCAACGAGGGGUCAACAGAUGUGGGAUCGCAGAAGAUGCCAAAUACCCUUACUGAAACUAAAGAUACCUUGAAUCAUUA